Messenger RNA from Pistacia vera, 441 nucleotides. RefSeq lists its product as uncharacterized. The record is from RefSeq and is a predicted model, not a curated record. NCBI's taxonomy places the organism in Eukaryota, Viridiplantae, Streptophyta, Magnoliopsida, Sapindales, Anacardiaceae. The coding region runs from base 70 to 399 and encodes 109 amino acids. The transcript has 2 exons.
CUUAGAUUUUAUCCGGGUUAUAUCACUUAUAUCCCGUCAGACUCAGAUCAUGUAUUAUUCCAUUCUGUAAUGAAAGAGGCGUUUGAAGUGUGCGAUUUAGAAGAUGAUCAAAUUGAUUCAGAAGAUGAUCAAAUUUCGAAUAGAAAAGUGCUCAUCAAAUUUGAUGCUGGCGAGAAGGAGAUAAAAAAAUGUGGGAUCCAUUUAUUGUAUGUUGACAAUUAUGGAGAACCAUCGAAAACAUCCAGAACAAGUGUUGACAGUGCUAGAAAGAAAGGAAAAGAGAAAGAGAAAGAUAAACAGCAAUCAACGGUGAUUGAUACAACUGAACCUCGCUCCAAGAAAUUGAAAAUAUGCAACUACGAAAAUAUCCACUUAAACUUUCUAUUGGACCAGCAGUGAAUAGUGCUACAAUUAAGCCGAGCUAUGCUGACUCUAAUGUGG